UCGCCGGCGGUUUGAAAGCUGAUGUUUGUUGCAGCACUAUGGCUAAUAUAAAGACAGAAGAUGAAAUAGUCCUCUUUGAAAGAGAAAUGAAAGAGUUUUGGACCAAAUUAAAAAGCAUUUAUGGCACUGAACAGAUCAAUCAGACUUUAGCACUGAGAGAUUCAUGCAAGGAGUCCAUAAAGGCACUUUCAGAGAAAUGGUCCAACAAGCUGAAAGAAGGGGACCUGAUGAUUGAUAAAACUCAGGAGUAUAGCAAUGAGAUUCUCCAGCAGAGCCAACGCAUAUCAGAAAAUCAAGAGCAUUUGACAGAAAUAAAAUCUAACCUAAAUCAAGAAGAAGAGCAAAAGAAGGACUUGACUGACAGCAUCCAAGAGCUUAAAGAAGAGUUGAUGAAGAAAAAGGAAAUAAUAUCUUCUAAAAACAAAGCCACUAAGGAGAGAGUGGAACGACUAUGCAAGUCCAAAGUAUUGUUUGAAGAGCGGCUUGGACUGGAGAUACGCAGAAUUCACAAUGAGCAAUUACAGUUUAUAUUCAGACACAUUGACCACAAAGAUCCGGACAAGCCAUAUGUGUUUACCCUUUCCAUAAAUGAACAGGGAGAUUAUGAAGUGACUUCCUGUACUCCUCCUCUGGACUGUAUAGAAGAGUUCCAGCUCAAAGUGAGAGAAACUAACAAUUUUUCUGCAUUUGUUGCCAACAUCAGGAAAGCUUUCACUGCUUUAUCUUAUAAAUAGUCUGCAUAAAACUAGCUUAUACCUCCCUUGCUAGCUGUAGAGCACUUUUUUCUUUCCUUCCUGUAUUG
Messenger RNA from Gavia stellata (red-throated loon), 802 nucleotides. RefSeq names its product SPC25 component of NDC80 kinetochore complex (gene SPC25). Lineage: Eukaryota; Metazoa; Chordata; Aves; Gaviiformes; Gaviidae. Bases 39 to 734 code for a protein of 231 amino acids. The transcript is spliced from 7 exons. Gene Ontology annotation, biological process: chromosome segregation. The record is from RefSeq and is a predicted model, not a curated record. Gene Ontology annotation, cellular component: Ndc80 complex.